This is a messenger RNA of Aspergillus tanneri, 618 nucleotides long. RefSeq lists its product as uncharacterized. The coding region runs from base 1 to 618 and encodes 205 amino acids. The transcript has 3 exons. Lineage: Eukaryota; Fungi; Ascomycota; Eurotiomycetes; Eurotiales; Aspergillaceae. The record is from RefSeq and is a predicted model, not a curated record. Gene Ontology annotation, molecular function: oxidoreductase activity, acting on the aldehyde or oxo group of donors, NAD or NADP as acceptor.
AUGUCCGACAAGCUUCAUAUAGCCGCCCGCGCCGAGCAAGAUCUCAACUCCUAUCAGGCCAAAGAGGGUCUUGGUCCCAAGAUCGCUAAGACUGGUAUCAAUGAAAUGGUGGACAAGGAGUUCCGGAUUCAAAGGGAUUCAGAACUGGCAGGGAAGCUGGCGCCACAGGCAGUAACUGCGUGCCCAUUCCCGAAGACGACGGUAGCAGUCGGGACUACCGUGGUAGUCCACGAAGCCAACGAAAAAGUCAUAAACAAGGCCGUCGUAGCCACCAAAGUCGCAUUCCAAAUAUGGAGAGAUCUAUCUCCUGCCGAGAGAGGUGUCUAUCUGCAAAAGAUAGCGGUAUUGAUUACAGAGACCCAGUCCGAGUUCGCUCGUCUGGAGCCUCUACCGACAGGAAAGGCUAUCUUGAGUUACUUUGACGUAAAAUCUGCCGUGGACACGUUCUCCUACUUCUCCCAGGCCAGCUGGGACAUGCAAGGAUCCUCCAGCUUGAAUACUCCCGGUCAUCUCAACCUUACAGCUAAUCAGCCAUAUGAUAUGAUUCGUCCAUCAUCCCGUGGAAUGUAUCACUUAGGUUUUUGCCCUCGGGAUUGUUCCAACAUUGGAGGCCUGUAA